GCGAGAAUCACAGCGUCCUCUCUGAUUCGAAAAUUUUCAAUCCCAUGGAACUGGUUGUCACGCAGUUCCUCAUGCAUAAGUCGAUGCCCGAGAGAUCGAGCGGUGGCACGUGAAGUACUUCCACUGCUCGGGCCCGUCUCGCCUCUAGUGCUCGAUCGAAUUGCAACGACAGGGUGAUGUCUUCUUGCUACCUCUGUACCGGAAUAUGGGCAAACCUGUCAAUCACACUGCAGCAGCACAUGGGCCAUGAAUCUGCUGCUCGCAUAGUGCAUGCCUGGUGGUGGUGCACUGUCCAGUGCUUCUUGUCGGCGGUGGAGACUGUUCAGUGUGACACUAACUGGUUUCUUGUUGUAAGCUCGAGAGGAAGAAUCCUUGGCUGCGAAUCUGAUAAGCUCACUUGUUGGGAGCAGGCAUUUUUUCAGUUUCCUUGUUGAUUUCCCGAAUUCCUCAUCUCACUGCAUGUAGAUAGUCCAACGGAGCAACUGUCGCCCUGCUGUGCAUUGGAGACCAGGUGCAACUGGACUACAUCACUAGAUCUAGGGACUGGACUAGCCUUGUUUAGAAACUCCUUCUUCCUAAAACUGGUGUCGUUGUCAGAAUUCUGGAAAGAGGCACAAAGUGAAAGUAAAAGUGCAGACGAAAAGCUUGAUAGGUUUGAUCAUCAAACCUAUCAAGCUUUUUAACAUAUCAAACUUUGAUAUGUUAAGCCUUGAAUUUGAAAGACUGUCAGCAGCAAGAGGGCCUGCACAACCGGGCUGAAAGAAAUUCUCCACAGUGAGAAGCCGGCUGAUUGACGAAACCGUGACUCUAUCACAUGAUGACUAGACGUGGCACAAUCGUGAGAACUCUAAUGUGUCAAAUUCGUCAAACUCGGUAGCCGAAGUUUGAAAGGGAGUACAAUGAUGGAGAAGGAUGGCUGAAAAGCAUUCCCCUAGUUGUCGACGAACGGUAGAGACACUAACAGUAGCGUGCCAGGACGGUGACGGCAGGAGAUUUGACGUCGUCCGUUUCGAGUGCUGCACUUCUUGCGAGGUAUUGAUUUUGAUCACAUGUUGAUAUCAAUUCCCAUGGCAGAGCACGAUGAUCUGGGUGAUACGUGGGCGGUAGAAUCCCAGCACGUUACCAGUGUAUUCUGGCCGAAAACUGAAGUCCAGCUUUUAUGAUGACAUUUCAGUUCACGUCUUUUUAUUCAAUGACAACCAGCCUUUGACGAUAAAGAUGAGAAGGAUUUAAAUAUUGUACAGAUGGUCUUGGCAGGCUGGCAGACAGCUCUUGGUUAGCGUACCAAUCAUAUGAAUUUUAGAAAGAAAUUCAGGUAGCAAUUUUUGAACUCCUCACAUAUGUUUCGAAAUCACCUAACUAACGAGAAC
This is a messenger RNA of Marchantia polymorpha subsp. ruderalis, 1370 nucleotides long. The record is from the annotation of a GenBank genome assembly. Lineage: Eukaryota; Viridiplantae; Streptophyta; Marchantiopsida; Marchantiales; Marchantiaceae.